CAGUGAUGCCGGGUAUGGUGAUGUUUCGGCGGCGCUGGUCAGUUGGCAGUGAUGACCUAGUGCUGCCCGCCCUCUUCCUCUUUCUACUACACUGCGUCUGGCUGGUGGUUCUGUCUGUGGUUCUGUUCGGCCUGCCCUAUGGCUCGGACCAAUCCUGCUCAGUCACCUUGGUGGACCAUGGUCGGGGGUACCUGGGCAUCCUGGUCAGCUGCCUGAUCUGUGAGAGCGCCAUCAUGUGGCUGAGUAUGAGAGGCAGCAUCCUCUAUACACAGCCCAGAGAAGCUGUGCAGUAUGUCCUCUACAUACGACUAGCCAUCCUGUUGGUGGAGUUGGUAUAUGCAGUCGUGGGGAUCGCCUGGCUUUUCCAAUACUACCAACCAUGCUCUGAUGUCACUGCCAAGAACCUUGCUUUGGGGAUUGUGGUGUGCAAUUGGCUGGUGAUCUUCAGCGUGUGUUUCACCCUCAUGUGUACCUUUGACCCCACGGGACGCACCUUUGUCAAACUGAAAGCCACCCGGCGACGCCAACGCAACCUCACCACCUACACCCUCAGACACAGGCUAGAGGAGGGCCAAGCCAGCAGCUGGAGCAGGAGACUGAAGUUCUUCAUGUGCUGCACCCGAGCCCAGGACACACAGUCUGAUGCGUAUUCUGAGGUGGCCAGCCUGUUUGCAGAGUUCUUCCGAGAUCUGGACAUUGUGCCUAGUGACAUCAUAGCUGGCCUGGUGCUGCUUCGCCAGAGACAGAGGUCCAACAGAGGUGCCAUUCUGGACCAGGCCAACAAUGACAUUUUAGCCUUCUUAUCUGGAAUGCCUGUAACUCGCAACACCAAAUACCUGGACCUUAAGAACUCGACGGAGAUGGGCAUGUACAAGGAGGUGUGUUACUACAUGCUGUUUGCCCUGGCCGCGUACGGCUGGCCCAUGUACCUAAUGAGGAAGCCUGCGUGUGGGCUGUGCCGCCUGACCAGCUCCUGCCACUGUACAUCAGGGUCUGGCUCUAGGCUGUCCCAGACAGUGACGGUGGAGGAGGAUAACUGUUGUGGCUGUAACGUCCUGGCUAUCCGCCGCCACUUCCUGGACAGAGAGCUGAAGCAGGUCCACGUUGUCUACACAUCCUGGCACGACGCGGUUUACGAGACACCUUUCUUUGUGGCUGUGGAUCACGGGAAAAAGAAAGUUGUCAUCAGCAUUCGAGGAACCCUGUCCCCCAAA
Messenger RNA from Coregonus clupeaformis (lake whitefish), 1214 nucleotides. RefSeq names its product diacylglycerol lipase-alpha-like. Lineage: Eukaryota; Metazoa; Chordata; Actinopteri; Salmoniformes; Salmonidae. The transcript has 10 exons. The record is from RefSeq and is a predicted model, not a curated record. The annotation marks the transcript as partial. Gene Ontology annotation, cellular component: postsynaptic membrane; dendrite membrane.